Molecule: messenger RNA, 1419 nt
Organism: Zymoseptoria tritici IPO323
Lineage: Eukaryota; Fungi; Ascomycota; Dothideomycetes; Mycosphaerellales; Mycosphaerellaceae
Exons: 3
Coding region: 1-1419 (472 amino acids)
Biological process (GO): poly(A)+ mRNA export from nucleus; post-transcriptional tethering of RNA polymerase II gene DNA at nuclear periphery; transcription elongation by RNA polymerase II
Cellular component (GO): transcription export complex 2
Molecular function (GO): double-stranded DNA binding; RNA binding
Source: RefSeq, a predicted model, not a curated record
AUGGCCUCCUCCGCAGACGCGCUCUUCGACGACUUUGCGGCCGCUCACGAAGACCCCUCUGGACCCAAUGGCUACCUUCUCGCAAGCACAAUCUCGCCCGAGGCACCGAAGCACGAUGCCGGCCGCUUGUACAACUUCCGAAACGGCAUCAACCAGUACAGUGUGCGAACGGACUUGCAGUACAAGUUGCAGUUCAAUCCAGUGCUGCAGCUGAGCAAGAAGGAGGCGACCGCCUGGGUGGACAUCUUCGCCUUUUACCACAAAUUCGUCGGCAGUCUUAUCCAGGCGGAAGAGCUGCAGAACAUUGGACGUGCUCAAGACGGUGACUGGCCCAGAGUGUACGAGGAGUGGAAGGAAGUCGUGAAUGCACUCUUCAGAGGCUACCAGACGGCAGGUUUUGGCGCGUGGACGAUACCGUGCCUGUACGUCGCAGGUCGCUACCUACGCAUCUUUGCCAUCAAAGCCGACGAGAAAAUCGCGAGUCAACGAGACAGCGGUCUUGCGUUUGGCGGGAUUGAAGAAGAAGACGCUUUCGACCCGAGCAGCAAGAACGAAAAGCUGGAAGAUGCUGCCCGACAGAUCAACCGCAUAUUCGGAUUGUGCGUCGGUGACCGUAAUCCGCUCGAAGACUCCCGCAAGUGGGCUCUUUACUACGUCGCGACCUUGCUCUUCAAGACGCAUUUCAAACUCAACCACAUCUCUUUGUCGAAGAACAUUCUCCGAUCGCUCAGCGCAUCGAGCACAGACAUGCCGCAACUGUCGGCAUUCCCCAAAAGUCACCAAGUCCCGUUCAUGUACUAUUGCGGUGUCAUCCACUUCCUGGAGGAAGACUACGCCGCAGCCGAAGAGCAUCUAACAGCAGCAUACAACAUGUGUCAUGUCGAAUCGAGGAAGAACGUCCAAUUAAUACUCACAUAUUUGAUCCCGACGAAACUGCUAACAUCACAUUCCCUGCCAUCAUCCGCCUUACUCGCACAGUACCCAUCGCUUGCGCGCCUCUUCCAGCCCAUCGCCGACGCCAUUCGCACUGCAAACCUGACAGCGUUCGACUCGGCACUCGCCAGCGGCGAGGCAGAAUUCGUCAAGCGCCGUAUCUACCUUACCCUGGAACGUGGCCGGGAUGUCAUCCUACGCAACAUCUUCCGCAAGCUCUUCCUCGCCGCAGGACAUGAGGCUCCGAAAGAGGGUGAUGUUGCGCCGCCAGCGAGACGGACCAGGAUAUCGGUGGACGAAUUCGCAGUCGCUCUGCAGAUAUCCGGUGCCGAGGUCAGCAAUGGCGAUGAUGGGAUUGACUAUGAUCAGGUGGAGUGCUUGAUUGCAAACGCAAUAUACAAGAAUCUCAUGAAAGGCUACAUAGCCCGAGAACGCCGCAUCGUCGUGCUUAGCAAAGGUGGUGCGUUUCCAGGAACAGGUGUCUGA